AGUUAGCAUAAUACACGUAAUUAAUGCACAUGUCAGCCGAUCAAUAUGGACAAUAACCGAAUUGUAAAUGCUGACCAAAGCCUUCCGGAUUAUGAGAUCGGCAGACGUGUAAAUCAAGAGAAUGGAUUUGCAACUUCGAAUAUAACAACUAAAAACGAAAGAAGGUACGAGCUACAGCAAAAAAUAGACCAAGAACUGCGAAAUCUCCAACUGGCAGAAGAAUGCGGUAAUAAUAUGGAAGAGGAAAAAACUACACCCGAAUUUCCCAACAAUGACACAGAGACACUAAAAGCUAAUGGACCCAUCGUUGAGUCAGAGACAAGCAUUGACACUCAGUUGGAUAAUAACAAAUUAGACUCGUCUAUCGAUGCGGUAGCGAACCAUGACGAUAUUUCGGAGCAAUCACUCUCCCAAGACGCCUUUCAAGCAGAUGCGCAAGUCGAAAUCGAUACUGUGCAAGCAAGCGUACCCCAAGAGAAAAAGACGAUAUCUAACUUAGUUUCGACUGAGGCUGACGGGACUGCCGUUAAAACUGGACAGGAACCUGAUAUCUUAGUCGUGGGAGAACCGUCACGUGGAGUUACGCAAUCGUCUAGCGCGGAAUUGGAUUACGUCGGACAUUCGUCAAACAUGACGUCACCUACAACGACUACUGGGACUUACACCCUGCCUCCACUUUCUCCUGGAACGGAAGAAGAUCUUGCUGAUGAGAUUUUGCCAGACGAUCAAUAUUCUUUCCGAGAUCAGCUUGAUCGCGUUACAUCAUCAUCGUCAACACAAGAUCCCAAUGUCAGCGAAAUAUCUUCAGACGUUUUUCUUGGACAACAAGGGCAAUAUGCUGAUAUAGAAAUUGUUGAUAACGAAAAUCAAGCAAAUACGCAGCCUGUUCUUGACCCUACUCUAGAUAUACCAACCUCGCCAGAAGAGGAGAAAGAUGGAGAAGUAACCAAUAGCGGAAUUCCAGAAGAAGUACAGGAUACCAAAUCAGUAGAGGAAGUUUCCACAAAUGAAAUGGUGCACCAAGGGGAUCAAGCUACCGAAGACGAAUCAAAAUUAUUACGCGAAGAGCCGGUCCCCGAUAAUGGCAAUAUUAAUUUAGAUUUACAAGUCGUCUCAUCUGAAGUACUUGUUCAAGGUAAUUGUGAAUGCCAAUCGUCGAGCACCACAGACGAUAUUAAACCCAAGAGUGAAAUUGACACAAUACAAAACACAGAGCCUGUUGCCACCAAUGAAAUUGAAGUGCGUACCAGUGAAAUUAUUGAACAGACGGAGGAUAUGCCGGGCGUUCAGUCAACUAAUACAGAAGAUAUGAAACAGCAAGAAGACUAUGUUGAAACUAUUGUGAGUGGUGAAGAUACUGAACAAGAAAUCACCGAUUCACACGAGGAAAUUGCUGAUAGAAAAAUCAGUACAGACGAGGAUGAGUAUUCUGGUUACGAUAUCGACAUUUGCGAGUCUGCUUCUUAUCAAGGUGACGUCAGCAUUGCUGAAGAAAACCUGCCAGAAGACGAUAUCGUUCUUGGAGAACAUCAAGUCAUAGAAGCGUGUGACAGUGAAAACGUUCCUAUUUUUGCUGAUGUUAAGUAUUCAGUUGGUGAUCAAAUCACUUCAUCUGAACCAACAACAAGCAUAGAAAACAUUAGCGAUAGUCUGACAGAUGAAAAUAUGAAGAACGAACACCCCGAAAUUGUACCAUGGGGAAGUGAUGGUGUUCUGCAAUCCACUGAAGUUGAAAAUCAUGACAAGAGCGGUGAAUCUUUUGCGUCUGAUAAAGCAGAUACAGCAAGCUCGGGGAGCAAAGAAACCAUGUCUUCUGAUCUCGAAUUUACAUACGAUGUCGAGGCUUCCGAUAAAAUUGCUGAAGAAACUGUUUCAACAGCGAUCAAAGCGGCUUAUGAAAUUGCUAGUAAAAUGCCUGAGGAUGAAAACGUCACGACUUCGGUCGACGAUGUGACCGAAGACACUCGCUCAGUAACGCCUUCCCAGUUGUCAGAAACUACAAAGCCCGAAAAUCAGAGUGCGGAAAAUUUCGCCCCCGUUAACACUGCCGGUGAUAUCUCGGAGAAUGUUCAGAAAAUCGGUGAAUCUAAUUUAGAAAUCGAGGGUGAAAAAUCAGACCUCAGUUCACCUCAUGAAAACGUCCAAACGAGAGAAAAUGACGUAACGAAUAACGCAGAGCUGAACGAAAAAACUACUGAAAUUGAAGUCAAAACUUCAGAACCCGUUGCAGUGAGCGCAAUCGAGACAGACGCAGUCGUGAACACUCAGUCAAUCGAUUCGGAGCGUGAGAAUUUGGAAUUACCACAAGUUAAUAAAGAGACGCAUGACGAAGUGGUUAUUGGCGCUUCACCGGAAAAAGAUAUUGAAUAUACGAAAGUAGGUAACACCGAAUUGGAGGACCGUGUAACUGUCGAUGAAAUACUGGAAUCUGACAAUCAGGAAUCUAAGGAACUAACUACUCAAUUAGCUGAUGAGGUGAACCACAGCGCGGAAGAAGAUAAAAUGGUUAAAGUUAACGAGUCAGAAAUGUCGAAAAAUCCACUCGAAAAGAUAACCUACAACCCAGCACUUAGUCAACGUAAUACAGAAGCAACGAAAUGGUUCGGACAAUCGACUUCCGAAGAUAAAAUUUGGAUGAAACCGUCCGGGAAAGUUGACCAAAACGCAGAACAAGAACGGAGAAGAUUAAUUAAGUCAAUGACGAGAAAGCACAAUCCUCAUUUAAUUCCGAAAUGGCAACCACCAGUAGAAAAGGAUCCCACUGAAGAUCUGGACGAACGCCAGAAAUCUAGUCUAAAGAAAUAUGAAGAACGUCGACGUUCUCGAACAGAUUCUUCAAUAAACAACGAAACAUAUGUGAAACCACAGUCUAUUCCACCCGUCAUCAAUGAAACGGAAACGAAAUCACCUCCGCCAUUGAGAGAAAACAUCGUAAUUGAAUCGGUUGUCCAUAGCAAAGAUGCGAUAGGAUUUUGGGAAAGUAGAUUGAAUGAAAAACAACAAAAAGAAGAUUUGGAACGAAAGAGGCUCAAAGUUGGCAAAGAAAAAUAUCAACGAACAAGAGCGGCAUCUGAUGUCUCGCGACAACGAAGUGAUUCUACUUCGAGUACAACUUCUAACCAAAGCGUAACAUUGCCCCCGUCAGAGAAUAUUCAACGAGAAUCGAUGAAAAUUUCAGAAGUACGAAAUAGAUGGAAAAAUAUCGAAAAGGAAAGUGGGAAAACAGAGCCGACUACGCACAUCAAAAAAGAUUUGAGCAAACGAUCGAAGUUUUCUGUUAACGCGAAUAUCACUUACAGAUCAUUUCAAAGUCCAGUCCCAGCGUUAGCGAAAGAGCAGCCACCAAGACCAGUUGUCAACAAACCGCUCACUAUCCCAGACUAUACGCAAUCGGCUUCACACAAAAACGAGAGUUUUAUCGAUCGAGAGAUAAGAGAAGCGGCGGAGAGAGAGGAAAAAUGGAAACACGAGCAAUGGGAGAAAAUGUCAGAGAUCUCAGUAGCGUCAUCAGAAGAUGUGUUUUCGGAAAGCUCGAUUCCCCCAAUGGGAAAUAACGAUCCCAACGUGGUUACCACCGUGUACACUGGCUCUCUUCCUACUGCAGACUUAAUAGGCCAGGAUAUUAAAAAGGAUUCAGAUCGCGAAGAAUCGUGGAAGACACAACACAACAGCACGCCGAACAAAAAUGGCACAGGAAAACUUGAAUUCGCACCCCAAGGAAAUGUAAGCAAAGCCAACAGUAUAUCUAAUACUUCGCCAAGUACUGGUAUCGCCAGUCCCGAAUCGCUGUCAAGUUACGGAAGCUCUAUGACCAGCAGCUUUCUACCCUCUCCGCCGCCUCUUGCGUCCAUAGCUCAAGACAAAGUUAUUCGAGACUUUGGCUCAAAAUCACCAUCUGAAGACGAACGUCAAGUGUUUGAAUCGAAGAAUCUUUCUUCUGUACAAGGGAAAACCAUUGGCGUUGGAUCGGAGCAGGAACGGGAAGAAGACAUGCAAGCUCGUCGCCAAAGAAUUAAAUCUCUCACGAGUGCUGUAGCCCCUAGAGGUUGGGAACCAAACAAAGGCCGUUCUGCUGGACCUGUCUCUCCGGUCAGCCCGGUUCAUCGUAGUGUUCCCAGACCCGAGGUAAAACGUCAUCAGACAUCAACGUCAACAGUCUCACCCGUCAAAAGCCUUACAACAUUGAAUUCAGUCGUCGAAGUACCUGCAAUUGAAGUUACAAACACUACCUUCCUCAACACAGCCCCUUCUGCAUUUGAUGACGUUACUGACAGCAAAGAAACGUCUGUUAUACAUGAAAUCAAAGCCGAGCCAUCGAAAAAAGCUGAACAAGUAAUUCCACCCAAAUUAACGGUAGAGGCCUCACCCGUAAAAAAUUCUUACACAAAUGAAACGGUUACAAAUACCGCCAGUGAACUACCAACUAAAUUUGAGUCAGAAAAUCAAUUUGAAGCAAAAAAUCAAGAAGAAAAGCAAUCAAAAGCUGACUACAAUUCACCCAUUGUUGACUCUCAUGAAGAACAUGGCAACGAAAUGAAAUCCGUUUUGGAAACCAAUCACGUGGAACAUAUUGAAAAAUCCACACCGAAGAAAAAUCAUGAAGUACCGAAUGUCAUAUCUAAUGAACCCCAUGUCCAAAAAUAUGAAAUCAAUCAAAAGGAAAAAAUAUCAGGACCUGUUGUCAAUGCAAAUCUCCAGUCGGCGAAGACGGAAGCUCCGCAACCCCAUUACAAUCAACAAGCAGCAAAAUCGCCAGAGAUUGUAACUGAAGUACAUAAAGAUGAGAAACAGAAAUCUUUGCAUAAGGGAGGGCCUGUUUCAAUCCCUAAAAAAGGCGGUCCUGUAUUCAAUAAGAAGUCCGGGCCUAUCAUAUCAUCUAGCAAAUCUCGCUUGGAGGCUGUAAUGGAAAAAGAGAUGCAGGAAGCAGCGGCAAGAGAAGAAGAAUGGCGUAGAAAACAAAUGGAGUUAGUGAAUCAAUCGUCCAAUCCUGCCAACCAACAUAUUGUACAUUCUUCUCGUGAGAUUAGGACACCUGUGACGUCUACACCUCCUCCUCCAGUAAAUGCCGGAAUGCCAUCAUCAUCAAUGGUAAAUCUGAGGCCAAAGGAGGUCAAAAGCCUAUUUGCUGAUGACGAAGAAGAAAAAGUCAAACCAGUAAUUCAAAACAAUGCAUCGGAUGAAGUCAAGAAACGAUCGGUUGUCAAGGCUGUGAGAGUUCCAAAACGAAAAAGCACUCUAGCAAUGAGAUGGGAAGAAGGAAACUUUCAAAAUAAUCAUCACGAAGAUGAAAACUGAAAAGACAGAUACUAAAGACAUCGUGGCGCCCUCGCCUGAAAAGAUGCCAGACAUCGACCAAAAGCCACCCAUAUGACCCUACAGUAACAUAUGAAACGAAUAAUAUAACAGUAAUUUGAAAUUAUGACUCGACAAUCACGUGAUCAUUUUAAUUAUUUGAUAAUGCAUGUCUGAUAUCCAAUAAAGUCAUUGUCAUCCCUCAGUAAUGCCACAUUGGGGGGAUAUGUGUGAAAUAAUCUGUGCAUCAUGAUAAAGAUUUACGGUUUUUUGUUUUAUUACUCCAUGAACACCCAUCUUGGGCUUUAAUUUUAAAUAAGUUUUAUAUUCAUUUUAAACUAUUAGACUUAAAUAUGAUGCCUAGUGUUGAAAUCCAUCGUGAAAGGUUGUUUCCCCUCGGGAUGGAAUAGGGAGUUCUACUGCGAGAGAAAGCAGCAAAUAGGCGUCAUUUUAUACAUGUUUGAUAUUUAUGUCGCCAACUUGGAUUCGUGUAGUGUAAAUAGUCGUUACUGUUUUUUGUUUUCUAUUUUAAUGCACAAACAUCAUCCUAGUAAACUCAUUUUCUUGUUGGUACAAGUGAUGUUUCGAUUAUUGUCAUGCAAUCUGACUUCUUUAACUUAUUCAGUGGAAACGUAUUCGAAAUCGGAAGUUAAAGAUUCGUAUAACUUGGACUUCUGAAAUUUUGCUUUCUAAAGAAUUUUUAUCUUGGCUAUGACAAACGGUUUAACAGAUUUAUUAGGUCGAUUUGGAUUUUUACUGAAAGUUCUCUCAAGUACAGUUAAUUUAACAGAAUGAAUCCAAUAAAACGAGCCUAAGCUUUUCAGAACAUUCAGCUGGGGGGGGGGGAUCAAUCUAUUUUUAAGAAGACUUGAAAUACAGUAUCUUUUCAGUAUUGUUAUAUACACAUAAAAAGAAUCGGCAACCGAUAUCUUGAAGCAAUUUAGCUAGGAUCAUGUCACAGUAUUCCAGCAGUCUUGCACAAUGUUCAUGCAUCCUUCUUUGCAGUAUUUCUUUUUAUUACUUAUCAUUAUGUACCAACAUACAUAUCUAUCUGUAUUUUACCUUUAUCAUUUUUGAAUGCAUUUUAACUAUAUUGAAAAUUCACAUGAUAUUCAUCCACACAUGAUUCACAUCCAAAUUACAAUUUUUUUCCACUCAAGGUGACUAGCCACAAAAAGACUCGAGAUUUAGGCACUAAAAUCGAUAUUUUUGCUUGGUGAAUUACUGCGUUGUACGCAUGUCUCAAUAUUUAAUCAUUGUUUCAGCUUUAAAUAUAUUUGCAUUUUCAGAUUGUUUGCAGUAUUAUAUCAAUUCAUUAGUAUUAGUUGAUAUAUGCCAAGUCAUCCGCUUAUGUCAUUUUCAGUGAUAGUUAGCCCCUUUCCUUGUCAUUGAUUUCAGGGUAAAAUAAAAUUUAUUUUUUACAUCCUGAACAUAUCGAUUCAAACUAUUAGGCUACUAAUUAAUCAAUGCCAGUAAAAUCCAACUUCACUGCAACGAAAUAUGAAGAGUUUGUAAAAAAUUUACACCACACGACAACAGAAGACGUAUCCUACGUCUACGCCAUAUUCAAAUUUGCAUCUUUCUGUAUCCUACCUUUGACUUCCCGUUAUUCAUCAGCAAUAGUGAGCUUCAAGUCAGUCUAGGUUUACCAAAUUAUCUCAAGUCGCAAGACGUCUAGAUUCACGUGCUAAUAAAAAUUGUUAUAGAAUUUGGUUACUUGACUUUGACCGUAGUAGUAUAUAUUUACGCUUUGACAAAUAAAAACGACAUAAUACUUUU
Styela clava is the source of this 7071-nucleotide messenger RNA. RefSeq lists its product as uncharacterized. The record is from RefSeq and is a predicted model, not a curated record. NCBI's taxonomy places the organism in Eukaryota, Metazoa, Chordata, Ascidiacea, Stolidobranchia, Styelidae.